Molecule: messenger RNA, 1303 nt
Organism: Sapajus apella (tufted capuchin)
Lineage: Eukaryota; Metazoa; Chordata; Mammalia; Primates; Cebidae
Product: olfactory receptor 11G2-like
Exons: 1
Coding region: 317-1303 (328 amino acids)
Biological process (GO): G protein-coupled receptor signaling pathway
Cellular component (GO): membrane
Molecular function (GO): olfactory receptor activity; G protein-coupled receptor activity
Source: RefSeq, a predicted model, not a curated record
AAGUAUAGUAUCAAUAAUGCAGGUCAACAGAAGAAAGAGUAGGUUAAUUAUAUACAGGUAAUUUAUUGGAAUCACAAAAGUUUGCAUUCCCAGUUUCAAGUCUAGUAUUCCUAGCAAGAAAAAGAAAUUCUCCACAAUUCAUAUUUUCCCUGCUGUCUAUUGUUGUGAUUUAAAAGAAAUCUGUUUAGGAGUUGAGUCAUGAAAGUCACAGUUUUGUUGUUUAAACAAAAGUCUAAUUGUUUACUACUUUAUAAUAUACAGGGUAAAGAAUUUUGGUGUUUCCAAGAAGAACCAGCGUGCUCCAUUUCAUGUUUCAAUGACCUCUGUCAUCUCCAUGUCUUCCAGACUAAUGAAUGUAUCCAGCAUAGAAACUAUCAACUUUGUUAGCUACUUUAUCCUCAUGGGUUUUCCCUCAAGUCCAGAAAUGCAGCUCCUCUACUUCAGUCUCUUCUCGGUAGCCUAUACUCUCACCCUGAUGGGAAAUGCAGCCAUUGUCUGUUCUGUGUGGUGGGACCCACACCUUCACACUCCCAUGUAUGUCCUCUUGGGAAAUUUCUCUCUCCUGGAAAUAUGUUAUGUUACUACAACUGUUCCUAAAAUGUUGGCCAACUUCCUCUCCACAAGCAAGUCCAUCUCAUUCAUGAGUUGUUUUGCACAGUUCUACUUCUUCUUCUCUUUUGGGUGCGAUGAGGGCUUCUUUCUUUGCAUCAUGGCCUUUGACAGGUAUCUUGCCAUCUGCCGCCCUCUACAUUAUCCACGCAUCAUGACUAAACAAGUAUGCACUGGCCUCAUCCUCUUUGCAUGGUCCUGUGGGUUUGUAAUCUUCCUAACUCCAGUUAUUCUCAUUUCACAGCUCUCCUACUGUGGCCCAAAUAUUAUCAACCAUUUUGUCUGUGAUCCUGUCCCACUGAUGAUGCUGUCCUGUUCUGAAGACAUUAUUACCCAGCUCAUUUACUCCACAUUCAAUUCUAUAUUCAUGAUUGGCACCUUUCUCUUUAUCCUUUGUUCCUAUGCUCUGGUGAUUCUGGCUGUAAUGCGGGUGCCCUCAGAGGCUGGCAAACGAAAGGCUUUCUCCACUUGUACUUCUCACUUGGCAGUUGUCACCUUGUUUUAUGGCUCUAUCAUGAUGAUGUAUGUUAGACCUGGAUCAGGACACCCAGUAAAAAUGCAACAAAUCAUUACCUUGUUUUAUUCUGUGAUAACACCUCUCUGCAAUCCUCUAAUAUAUAGUCUCAGGAACAAAGAGAUGAAAGAUUCUCUGAAGAAAAUCUUCAGGGCUGGAAAAUGUGUUAAUAAAAUAUAA